GUUUUGGACUCUAUAUGGACGUACGGAUGAUCAGCUGAUCUGCUGUUUUCGCCUCACCGGCAUGGAGAGAAGAGUCCACAGUUGACUGCGGCGGAAAAAACCUCACCUACUGACAGCGGCGCAUCACAGCCAUCAGAAAGGCUGAUUCUCAAGACAUACAGAGUAAAUGUCUUCUGCGACCUGACCCCUGGAUCAUUCUGCCCAGAUCCUAAUUUAUGUUUUGUGGUGAGGCCAUGACUACCGUCAACAUCACCCGAGAUAUCCUGCACAGGCAGAUCAGGGACAAGAGGGCAUCAGGCUUCCAAAAGUCCUACCAUGUGACUGACCCCUUCAUCAAGAGACUUGGACUGGAGGCUGAGCUUCAGGGCCACACUGGCUGUGUGAACUGUUUGGAGUGGAAUGAAAGCGGAGAUCUCCUGGCCUCGGGUUCAGAUGAUCAACAUGCCAUCGUCUGGGAUCCAUUCAGACACAAGAAGCUUACUACUAUGCACACAGGCCAUGCAGCAAACAUAUUCUCUGUAAAGUUCCUCCCUCACUCCGGUGACAGAAUUUUGAUUACAGGUGCAGCCGACACAAAGGUCCAUGUGCAUGACCUGACGGCAAAGGAAACCAUCCAUAUGUUUUCUGAUCACACCAACAGAGUAAAACGCAUUGCCACAGCACCCAUGUGGCCCAACACCUUCUGGAGCGCUGCAGAGGAUGGCAUCAUCAGACAAUAUGACUUACGGGAGAACAGUAAACGCUCUGACGUGCUCAUCGACCUGACAGAGUUCUGUGGUCAGCUGGUUGAGGCCAAGUGUCUCGCUGUCAAUCCACGGGACAACAACUACAUGGCAGUUGGGGCCAAUGGUCCUUUUGUACGUCUCUAUGAUAUUCGGAUGAUUCACAACUACAGGAAAUCUACGAGUCAAAGCACAUCAGCAGCUGUGCACACUUUCUGUGAAAGACAGAAGCCUAUCCCAGACGGAGCUGGCCAGUAUUAUGUUGCAGGUCACCUACCAGUGAAACUCCCAGACUACAAUAACCGCUUGAGGGUCCUGGUGGCCACCUACGUCACUUUCAGUCCUGAUGGCACUGAGCUACUCGUCAACAUGGGUGGGGAACAGGUGUACCUGUUUGACUUGACAUUUAAACAAAGGCCAUACACCUUCUUACUUCCGAAAAAGUGCCAGUCAUCAACAGGAGAUGUGCAGAAUGGAAAGACAACCAAUGGCAUCUCCAAUGGAAUUCAUUUGCCAACCAACCAUAUUCGAUUUGCUGAAAGCAAGAUGCGAUCAAGUUCCACUGAGCUCCCUCCUAACUUGGAGAAGAUAAAGCAACAAGCUAAUGAUGCGUUUGCGCGGCAGCAGUGGACGCAGGCUAUACAGCUGUACAGUUUAGGCAUUCAUCAGGCCAGCUGUAAUGCCAUGCUCUACGGGAACCGGGCUGCAGCCUACAUGAAACGCAAGUGGGAUGGAGACCAUUAUGAUGCCCUCAGGGACUGUCUGAAGGCUCUAACUCUAAACCCCGGCCACCUGAAGGCUCAUUUCAGGCUGGCACGGUGUCUGUUUGAGCUCAAGUAUGUGUCUGAAGCUCUGGAGUGUCUGGAUGAUUUCAAAGGAAAGUUUCCGGAGCAGGCGCACAGUAGCGCCUGUGAUGCCUUGGAUAAAGAUAUCAAGGCUGCUCUCUUCUCCAAGACAGAAUCAGCAGAAGAUAAGAAGGCCAACAGUUCGAUUAGGUUCCAUUCGUUCAGUCGGAAGGAGUCCAUCCCUGAAGAUGAGCUGGUGCUGCGAGAACGUAGCUUUGACUACAAGCACAGAUACUGCGGUCACUGCAACACCACCACAGACAUCAAAGAGGCCAACUUCUUUGGGAGCAAAGGCCAGUACAUAGUGAGCGGCUCAGACGACGGCUCUUUCUUUAUCUGGGAAAAGGAGACAACCAAUCUGGUGAGGAUCCUGCAGGGAGACGAGUCUAUAGUCAACUGCCUGCAGCCACACCCCAGCUACUGCUUCCUGGCUACCAGCGGUAUCGACCCCGUGGUCCGAUUGUGGAACCCCAGACCAGAGACGGAGAACGAGAAUGGACGCGUGGUAGAGGACAUGGAGGGUGCUGCUCAGGCCAACCAGCGACGUAUGAACGCUGAUCCACUGGAGGUAAUGCUGCUCAACAUGGGCUAUCGCAUCACAGGCUUGCGUGGCGUCGGACCAGAAGGGUCAGACGACGAGGACAGCUCAGAGGGACAAGUACAGUGUCGACCAAGCUAAAGAAGCUGUAAGCCAUUCUGUAGAAUGGAUGUAGGAAGCAAAAAACUCUCCCAGCUCCAGUUUGAAUCUUAAUCCCCCCCUAUCUGACAGAAACAUUGAGUGAAUGUCAUGUCACAUCUCUGCACUAUGCAUUGCCCUCCCCUGUCCUAAUACAGGACAGGUGGAGACCACUUUGGGGAGAGGAAUUCAUUAGGGUGAAGAAGACACCCAUCUCGCCCCUUCAAAGCACCAACAACACCUCAGCCUCUGUCUCCACCCUGUGGUGGCAGGGGGACACCUUUUGAGGAGAGCACCUUCCACGUCACUCCCCAGUUUCUCAUGAAGAAGAAGAUGGAGGAGUUCAGCACUUAUCCCUCCUCAGGUUUAUGUUGGAGAGACACACAAACACGUCGAGGGACAGGCAGCCAGUUGACCUAUUUUCAGGUCAGUGUGGCCACAUAGUCACAGUGUCCUCCAUGGAGGAUAAGAUCUGAUCACAAACCAGAAGACGGUGCUUUGUUGCAUCUCCUGUCUGCCCUACAGCUGGAGCGAAGAGUCACAGUGCCCGCUCAUCUCAGAAAGGCCGCACACCCAAGUCAUUGAUUCUGAAUUAGAAUAGAUCUAUUUUCUGUUGGAGUUUUGGUCACAGGAAGCCUAUAAUGAAUCGUCACUGUCCGAUUUGUGAAAGUGUUGCUCCAGUGAAAUGUGUUUAUAAACUUAGUGUUUUCUUCUGCCAAAGGUUGUCAUCUAUGAUUUCAAUGGCCAAGGAUUAAUGUUUGUUUUCUAUGUUUCAUUGAAACAUAAUUUAGGCACAAUAUACUCCUUUAAGUUUAGAGGGAGAUUUUACUACAAUAGUUCGUUGAUAAGAUCAACAUGGCAUCGACAAGUGAAAAUGUGUCUACUUCAGUUUUUUGUUUUUAAUGAAGACCCCUUGAUUGCAAAUUCAAUUUGGUGUGACAUGUCAGUGUGAAACUUUUGUUGGGUUUGAGUUGGACACAGAUGCUAAUUUGUGGUGUAUGACAACUGGGCACUAAGUAUUUGGUGGCGAUAGGGUUCCUGCCUACUAGCUGCGUGGCUCUAGCACUAGUCCUCUGCUCCAGUCAGGUGUUCAGUCCUGCUUGCAUGAGGCUUCUCUGACCAUAGUUGUGGGCAAAAAGGACACAGAGCCAUCCCAUUUGUUGCUCAGAGAACUGCUUGUUUGCCCCGGAAAAGGGUAAAUGUUCAAGAAUAACAACAUGCAACACUAGGCUUCCAUAUGUUUUACUUAGUUCAUGAAUUUGAGAUACUCUGUUUUUCUUUAAGGAAUCCUGUAAUAACCUUUGUUGCAGACAAAUUAAAGAAUAAAAUUAUUGAACACCU
Molecule: messenger RNA, 3584 nt
Organism: Scomber scombrus (Atlantic mackerel)
Lineage: Eukaryota; Metazoa; Chordata; Actinopteri; Scombriformes; Scombridae
Gene: wdtc1
Product: WD and tetratricopeptide repeats 1
Exons: 16
Coding region: 216-2246 (676 amino acids)
Biological process (GO): negative regulation of fatty acid biosynthetic process
Cellular component (GO): Cul4-RING E3 ubiquitin ligase complex; cytoplasm
Molecular function (GO): protein binding
Source: RefSeq, a predicted model, not a curated record